AUGUCUCCGCAUGGCAAAAUCGACUGCCACUCCCAUUACCUGCCCGCUGAAUACCGGAAGGCUCUCGCCGAAAAUGGCCAUGCGAAUCCAGAUGGCAUGCCCGCCAUUCCAGAAUGGAGCGAGGAGAGCCACCUCGAAAUGAUGAAGUCGGUCAACGUGACCAAAUCCAUCCUCAGUGUCAGCUCACCGGGCGUUCACCUCAAAGCGGGCGACCACCAGCUGGCACGGAAACUAGCCAGACACGUCAACGAAGUCGGCGCCGACCUCAAGAAACGCAGACCAGAUCAAUUCGGGUUCUUCGCCUCCUUGCCGUUAUCCGAUGUCGACGGCUGUCUGCAGGAGAUCCCCCAUGCGCUGGAUCAACUCAACGCCGAUGGAUUCGUCGUCAUGACCAAUUUCCAUGGCUCCUACCUUGGCCAUCGCGACUUUGACGCCAUCUUUGAUGAACUGAACCGGAGGAAGGCUAUCGUCUUCAUGCAUCCUACCACGCCUUGCUUGUCGUCCGGCACGGCAGCGACGCCGCUCCCGCAAUUCCCAAGACCGAUGUUCGAGUUCAUGUUCGACACGGCUCGCGCCGUCAUCAAUCUAUUCCUUUCUGGCACGGUGAAGCGUUGUCCAAAUAUCACUUUCCUCGUGCCGCAUGUGGGAGGCACAUUUCCACCGUUGAUCAAUCGUUUCGCCAGCGUCGCGCCAUUCAUGAACUUAGGCGGAGCUGCCAGUGAGAUUACUCCAGCGUGGGUCAAGGAAAGACUGAACACGCAGUUCUACUUCGACACUGCUGGGUGGGCAUUUCCGGAGCAGACCAAAGGGUUGCUGGAGUAUGUCACGGUGGACAGGAUGCUGUACGGGAGCGACUUUCCUUACACGCCGCUGCGGGGUGUUCAAGCGUUGUCGAAGGAACAUGAUGAUCACCUCCCGAGAGUGUUUCCUAGUGAGGAGGAAAGAGAGAAGCUGUGUAGCAAGAACGCGGAGAAGCUCCUGCAUCAACGAGCAUAG
Messenger RNA from Cladophialophora yegresii CBS 114405, 996 nucleotides. RefSeq lists its product as uncharacterized. Gene Ontology annotation, biological process: secondary metabolic process. The record is from RefSeq and is a predicted model, not a curated record. Gene Ontology annotation, cellular component: cytoplasm; cytosol. NCBI's taxonomy places the organism in Eukaryota, Fungi, Ascomycota, Eurotiomycetes, Chaetothyriales, Herpotrichiellaceae. Gene Ontology annotation, molecular function: carboxy-lyase activity; hydrolase activity. The transcript has 3 exons. The coding region runs from base 1 to 996 and encodes 331 amino acids.